AUGAGGACGAUCUGCCGAAGAGGUUGUCAAAUUACCAUUGACCAACCCCUCAAUGACACAUGCACUGCUUCGAUAGAAGUAUAUAACCUAAACAACGGAGACUGGCAGCAGACCGUAAACCAGACACAAAACCCACUUUGCGGAUUCAUGAACGAAUACUCGGCUAUUAUCUCUGACCUAGCCCAGUAUGGGAAUUUCCCCACCAAAUGUCCUAUUCAGCCCGGCGAGGUGGAGAUCCGUCGUUACUACCCUAAUAAAUGCCUGUUACCAAGAGCCAUGCCAGACGGCCAACUCAUGUUUCAGAUCAAUAUCAAGUGUGAGUAUGACGGUGAAAUGGUGACAGUACUUGAAGCAGAACUAGAAGAGAGGGUCGUUCCUGCAAGCAGUGGUGGUACACCCUCCCGCUGCUGA
Messenger RNA from Aspergillus vadensis CBS 113365, 411 nucleotides. RefSeq names its product DUF1091 domain-containing protein. The record is from RefSeq and is a predicted model, not a curated record. NCBI's taxonomy places the organism in Eukaryota, Fungi, Ascomycota, Eurotiomycetes, Eurotiales, Aspergillaceae. The transcript has a single exon. The coding region runs from base 1 to 411 and encodes 136 amino acids.